AUGAGGACGUACUCGUCAAUUAAGACUCUCUCGUUGAGUCAUUUAACUGCAAAGCAGCAUUUGCUUAUGGCAAUGUCCAGAGAUGUUUCGUUGUUACCACCAAUAAUUUACCUAUUAACGUCAUGCCAAAAGGCAUGGGAGUUAACCCGUGGUGAUAUUGAAAAUUUGAAACUGUAUGGUCCAGGUCCACUAAAGCAGACUAUCGCUGGUAUUGUUCGUUACAGUGGCUACCGGGGCGAUGGCACAUUACUGGCAUCGUUAACUACAGCAAGGGCAUCAGAGUAUUUGUUAUGUUCUCUAUGGUGUAUUGUAUCGUUAUACCUAUCGUAUUCCAUCUUAGAUUCACUGAUGGUUCGCUGGAUUGUCAAAUAUUCUACGUUGGCAGCUAUAGUAAGAAUGUUUGCUAUGUCAUUGAUUAUUAUAACGUUAGAACUGAUGCUAUUAGCAAGUCUAUCACCGAACGGGGACUACUACUUACACACGUGGAUUCUGAUCAGUUGUGUAUUAACGGGUGCAUACAUAUGGCAGAGCUACAUUACAUCGAAUUUGAAUUAUGGCGUUAGAAUGGAUGAAGAAAAGCCUCGAAGGAACUACUUGAAAUUUUCCAAGAAACGUACGAUUGACCUUUACAAUAUAACGGUCUUCUGCGUGGUUCCAGUUGGAUUGGCAAGCUUUAUAACCAUGAUUGGAUUACUGCGAAAUUUAGUCAUUCAGAGGUUAGAUGUCGAGCAAUUGGGUAGGAUGCUUCGACCCAUGACAAAUCAGGGUUCAGAAGAAUGA
Zygosaccharomyces rouxii is the source of this 780-nucleotide messenger RNA. RefSeq names its product Eos1p (gene EOS1). Gene Ontology annotation, cellular component: endoplasmic reticulum membrane. The transcript has a single exon. The coding region runs from base 1 to 780 and encodes 259 amino acids. NCBI's taxonomy places the organism in Eukaryota, Fungi, Ascomycota, Saccharomycetes, Saccharomycetales, Saccharomycetaceae. Gene Ontology annotation, biological process: cellular response to oxidative stress; protein N-linked glycosylation. The record is from RefSeq and is a predicted model, not a curated record.